AUGUGCUUUCAGCUGGUCGAGCUUUACUCGGCAUGCAGGUGUCUUUACUACCAACACGCUGUUGAUCGGUGUGCUGCGUACGGGCAAAGUGGCCAUGGCAUCCAGAGGCGGACGUUAUUAGUCGGAUAUGCAUGCUCCGAUCACUCAUCGUCCCGCUCCGGCGGGUACGACUACGCCCAUGCACAAUACUCCGACUCGGGCUACCACUCGAGCCGGUCCCACAAGAGCUCCUCGCGCGGCCAUUACCGGUGA
Molecule: messenger RNA, 252 nt
Organism: Lasiosphaeria miniovina
Lineage: Eukaryota; Fungi; Ascomycota; Sordariomycetes; Sordariales; Lasiosphaeriaceae
Exons: 1
Coding region: 1-252 (83 amino acids)
Source: RefSeq, a predicted model, not a curated record